Gekko japonicus is the source of this 659-nucleotide messenger RNA. RefSeq names its product COMM domain containing 7 (gene COMMD7). The annotation marks the transcript as partial. Gene Ontology annotation, molecular function: NF-kappaB binding. Lineage: Eukaryota; Metazoa; Chordata; Lepidosauria; Squamata; Gekkonidae. The record is from RefSeq and is a predicted model, not a curated record. The transcript is spliced from 8 exons. Gene Ontology annotation, biological process: negative regulation of DNA-templated transcription; tumor necrosis factor-mediated signaling pathway.
UCUUCCCAGCAAUUUUCUUCCUUAACCGAAGUGAUUUUUCAAUUUCUGGGAGAGCCUAAAGAGGUCGAAAGGUUUCUCGCUCAGCUCACUGACUUUGCUGCCCUGAACAAGAUCAGCCUGGGACCGCUGAAGAACAUCGCCAAAAGUCUCCUGUUGGUGCCAACCAACGCUCUAAAGAGGAGUCUGUCGGCAGAGCAGGUCGCUGCAGAUCUUAUCGCUCUGGGGCUGAGCGAGGAGAAGGCGGCAUACUUUGAAGAACAGUGGAAGGAACAUUCCCCUGCCCUCUUGCGCCUGGCCAUGGGGAACACCCUGAUGGUUAACCAGCUCAUAGACAUGGAGUGGAAGUUCGGAGUUACGGCGGGAAGCAGCGAGAUGGAAAAGGGGGGAAGCAUCUUUUUGCAGCUGAAACUGGUGGUUAAAAAAGGAAACCAAACUGAGCCCGUGUAUUUAGAGCUGACACUGCCCCAGUUCUACAGCUUCCUGCACGAGAUGGAAAGAGUUAAAACGAGCCUGGAAUGUCUCAGCUGAUGUACCUGCGGGGCGGGCCUCCGUCUUCAGCUUUGUCACCGGAGGAGAAGCUUUUGCGUGAUUCGCCUUUAAAGGUGUUGCCUUCGUGCCCUUGCCUCCAACUGUUUUAAGAACACCUUGGGGAACUUGUU